CCAUGUGAUAGUCACUGAACACUUGCUAGCCUGAGCUGCCAGGAUCACCAUCCUGUGCACGCUUGUUUUAAGCUUUGCUUCAAAGCGCUGCUGCCACACUUUAUAUUUGUGGUAUUUCUAAAUAUGCAAUGAAAAGUAAUGCCUUCUUUUUUCUUUUUCUUUUUUUUUUUUACAGUAAUAAUGGGUAUAAGGGAUCAGUGGUGUGGUAUUGUAGUCCAUUUGGUUUCUCACAGACUGACAACAAUCUUCUAUUUUUGGCAUAAUUGCUGCAAAAUGUCAGCAUUCACUAUUUUCUCAGUUCACCCUGGGUAUUAGUGGGGCAUUACACAAUGUUUACAUAAUUGGGAGAGAACUGCAUGUUAGAAUUGAAAAAGAUUUUACCUCUGCCAGAGAAGAAUCUUUAAUAGGUGUUUCAUAUUUGUUAAAGAAGUAGCACUUACGUUUGACUAAUUACAGAGCUGUUUGAGUGGCCAAGUUAAAAGAAAACCUUUACCAGCUAAUUAUUUCCGAACUAAAGGAAAACUCAAAGCACCAAAAGUGUGUUUACAGUACAUGGUGGCCGUAUUUAUGCAUUAAGGGCUACACAUUUGUUUACAGUAAGCUUUGUCUGGGAACAUGUAUAAAUGAGAGCCUCUCCUUGUGUCAAUACAUAGGAGUACAUGGGCUCAAAACACAACACUCCAGUAACGUUUUUAUUAGUUUCCUGUAAAAAAGGAUUCGCCUUCAGUCUGUCUGCUAUUGUUUUAUGGGGUUGCAUGGAGUCGGGUCGUAUCAGGCGCACACUGUCGAUGUUAACGACUGCACUAACUCAGAAUAGUGCCAGUGUGUAAGCGGGGAUUGAUUGUUGUAUUGUAGGACUUUGUGAGAAUGGUUCUCUUUGAAAAGUGCUAAAUAGCUGAAGAUGGAAACUUUUUUUCUGUUCUUUUUUCCUUUGUGUCCUAACAUUGUUGAGUGUGUGUGUAUAAAUAUGUGUGCGUCAUUGCUGUGUUGUGUUUUCACCAUGGUUGACAUGAUUUUCACCCCUCACAGGUGGGCUGCUGAGGCAUUUUGUAAAUCACUUCCCAUUGAAAGGCAAUGAAUCGUUUAGACAGCAAAAGCCUCGUAAAACACUCAGUGUUAUUGCAGUAAACAUGUCUCAGAUUGACAAUAGCGUUCAUCAGAAACUCUGGCAGAAAAUGUGUGGUUAUUUAUAUUUGACGCUAGUCUCAUUUUUGCAAUUUUUAUUAUUGACAGCCGAUAUCAUAUCCACUGUUGAAUUUAACCAAUCUGGAGAGCUACUUGCAACUGGGGACAAGGGGGGUCGUGUUGUCAUCUUUCAGCAGGAGCAAGAGAGUAAGAAUAAGCUUCAGUGCCGAGGAGAGUACAAUGUUUACAGCACCUUCCAGAGCCACGAGCCUGAGUUUGACUACCUGAAAAGUCUUGAGAUUGAGGAGAAGAUCAACAAGAUUCGAUGGUUGCCUCAGAAGAAUGCAGCACAUUUUCUUUUGUCAACAAAUGACAAAACCAUAAAGCUGUGGAAAAUUAGUGAGCGUGACAAAAGACCAGAGGGCUACAAUUUGAAGGAAGAAGAUGGGCAAUACAGAGAUCCCAACACUGUCACUACACUACGGGUACCAGUAUUCAGGCCCAUGGACUUGAUGGUGGAAGCCAGUCCUAGACGAGUGUUCGCCAACGCGCACACAUACCACAUCAACUCCAUCUCAGUCAACAGCGAUUGUGAGACCUACUUGUCUGCUGAUGACCUGCGCGUUAACCUCUGGCAUCUGGAGAUCACUGAUCGCAGCUUUAAUAUUGUUGACAUUAAGCCGGCCAAUAUGGAGGAUUUAACAGAGGUGAUCACAGCGGCCGAGUUCCAUCCCAACCAAUGCAACACUUUUGUCUACAGCAGCAGCAAGGGCACGAUCCGCCUGUGUGACAUGAGGGCAGCAGCGCUAUGCGACAGCCACGCCAAACUGUUUGAAGAGCCUGAAGAUCCAAACAAUCGUUCCUUCUUUUCUGAAAUCAUCUCAUCCAUCUCUGAUGUAAAGUUCAGCCAUAGUGGACGCUACAUGAUGACCCGGGACUACCUGUCUGUCAAAAUUUGGGAUCUCAAUAUGGAGUCGCGACCAGUAGAGACAUAUCAGGUGCAUGAAUAUCUCAGGAGCAAGUUGUGUUCACUCUAUGAGAAUGAUUGCAUCUUCGAUAAGUUUGAAUGCUGUUGGAAUGGGAACGACAGUGUUGUGAUGACGGGUUCCUACAACAACUUCUUCAGGAUGUUUGAUCGAGGAUACCAGCAGGACAUGACCCUAGAGGCGUCGCGGGAAAACAGCAAGCCGCGAUCGGUCUUGAAACCUCGCAAAGUAAGCACAGGUGGGAAGCGCAAAAAGGAUGAGAUCAGUGUAGACAGUCUGGACUUUAACAAGAAGAUCCUCCACACUGCCUGGCAUCCUCUGGACAACAUCAUUGCUGUGGCCACAACCAACAAUCUGUACAUAUUCCAGGACAAGCUGAACUAGCAUUUGUUGAAGCACUGAGGUCCCAGUUUCUGCUUGAGCGCCGCUGCUCUGAUAUACAAAUAUGAACAAUAGCUGUCUGUUUUUGGCUAAAUCCCUCUUGUUGAGCUGCCCUUGGCAUAUGCCAAGAACUGCUAUGUCAACAGUGGCAUGAACACAGUACACCCAAGUAGGCCAUCACAAGCCCAUUUUCUAUUUGUAUUGCAAAUAUGAACAUGUAGGGGUUUUUUUGUUUGGUUUUUUUAAGAUCUGAGUCAUACAGUGGGAUUUAGUGUCAUGGGUUUUCUCUGGUUGGAGCACUCCAGUCAUCAAGCUACAAAUUGCAACUCCACUACAUCCCAAACCAAAGGGAAAUCUGUUCAUACACAUGUUUGGUUAGUUUGUUUGAUUCUUCUUUUGUGCCAUGGUUCAUCUGUGUCUCAUAGCCACUAGUUAUUAGAUUAUUGUAGCUAUUGUGUCUCAUUAGUUUUCUGUUGCUCUCAUAUCAUUCAGUCACCACUGGCCUGAAACACUGGUAAUGCAAACUGUCGACACUCCAUAUUUUCACAGUAUUUGUCCAUUUGCCAAGUUCACUCACCACUUUCUUGCCAAUAUACAGUAUGAUUAUGCAGUUAAAGGACUCGUUUAGUGUUUUAACCUUUUUUAUGGUUCUAUGAUUAUAGCGUACAGCCUGCAUUACUGUAAACAUCUGUCCACAGUGUGCAAGAUUUAAUAUUGGAUCAGAUUUUGACCUUUUAAGACAGCCACUAGUUUAGUCAUUAAUAUUAACAAAGUCUGCUUCAUUUAUACCUUUAUAGUGAACUUGUUGCUGUUGAUUAAAUCAAGUUACAUUACAGGAAAACUGUUUUCAUACUGUAACAUUUACCAUUUAACAAUGGAGACUAAAUUCUGUCUCUUUUUUUUUUUUUUUUUUUCAAGUACAAGAAAUAACAAAGAACCUGGUUUUUCAAGCUGCACUGAAACCUGAAUAUAUAUCCUGUUCCAAUCUCGAGCCACUCUCUAAACAACAAGCUGACUUUCAUGUUGUAUUGAUGUGGACAAUGGUUUAUAGUAAUAAAAAAUAUAAUUCCAGUUAAUAGCCCACGGCUUUAGAAAUGCUGGCGCAGUCGUGCAAAAUGCACACACACAUUUUUCAGGUAUUGUGGUUUUAUUAUGGCUAAUUAUGCCAAAGUAACCAGUCCUAUACUCACUCUGAAGCUACACUCAAUUGAAGCCGUUUUGCAGAGAGUAAGCCCCCUUGUCUGACCUCGUCACCCUUGCAAACAAUAGCUCAGGACAAAAGGACAUAUAUAACUGUAACACACACACACACACACUCACACUAGGAAGGGUGUGUGUAUAAUGGCAUUAUGUGGCUUGUGGCAACAAAACUAAGUUCUGCUGCCAGCUCUCCCGCUAUUUUGUUUGCAGGUUGACCCAUGGCUUUACCCUCUGUAUCUACUUUCUGUUUGUACACUUUUUUUUUUUAAUAUAAUGACAUUUUGUACUGUACCUGUUUAAAAAUAGAUUAAUCACUAUAGUUGAUUUAUUUUUGUAUAAAUUAAGGCAAUAGGAUUACAGUCUGAUCACUGUAGUUUCUUUAGCUGUCUGUCUCAGACUGAUUGUAGAUGGAAGGUUCCUUGACAGUUGGGUAGCUGUUUUUUUUUGUUUUUGUUUUGUUUUUUGACAUACAACUUGGGGACAUUUUUUCUCAUCCUGGAAGUUUGAAAACUUAAAGAAGCUUUUUCAGGUCUCAGUAUCUUUUGAAGUUGUAAGCAUUAUAAUUCUAACUUUUUUGGGGGGGCACACUGUGCAUGUAGAGCUUAUUUGGAUGCCUCAGAGUUGGUUUCUAAAAUAAUUUGGAUCUUAAUAUUCCACUUACGUGCCAUAGUUUUUGAUUAAUUUUAUUUUAUUUGGCUGUGAAAGAAUAGGCCCUUCUGGGUCUCUAUUUGAAAGGCAUUUUAAUCAAUUUUUAUUGCUUAAAACUGUUUAGUCAACUUCUCUAAAGUUACUGAUUUAGAUUUAUGAAAAUGUCUCCUCUCUUCUGUGAAGCACGUGUCGCUUUGCUAUACAGGCUUGUUUAUUUAUCAAGGAGAAAUUGUGAAGCACUCAGUUUGCCGAUUAUUGUUAUAUGGCAGGGUAGUUAAUGAGACAUCAGGUGUAAGUGUUGUUAAUAUUAGCUGCACUGGGAAACCUAAUGAAAGCUGAGCUGUCACUAAGUUGUUUGUCCUGUUGUUUUUCUUCUAUUGAAAGUCAAAUGUCAUAUCAGGAAGAAGAUUUAAUCUGUUGAUGUGCAAACAACUUGAUUAUAGCACAAUUUGUCCGCUUCAUGAUUUAAGCCAUUAAAUCAGGGAAUGAAGCUUCUUGGUCCACUGGAUGGUAUUUGUUUCAGUUCGUGUGUUACUUUUAUUUUAGAGAACGGAUAUCCAAUCGCUAGAAUGACAACAAAAUAACCACCCAUGUCCAUACGGUGGUGUUAAACUACUGUUUUGUGUCUCUGUCUGUGUGUGUGUGUGUGUGUGUGUGUGUGUGUUUGUGUGUGUGUGUGUUUGUGUGUGUGUGUCACUCAGGGCUCUGGGUAAUGUCUACUAGUGCUGAGGUAUUUCACUAAUCUUUCUUUUUCCACUCACACUAUGUGAGGGUCAUUUGUGUCAUACAGCUCCAGUCACUUGAAUAAACCUUCAUAAUGUGCCCAUUCCCAAGUCAAGGAUCCCAUAAAUUAACACAUAAUUACAGUAGCUAUUUUUCAUAACUGUGGUUUAAAUCAUGAUGAUAUUCAAAGGAACCCUAUUGCCUUUCUUAGAGCAUUAAGAAUAAAUGAGAUAAUCAAGUCAUGUUUCUUGAAAUUUAUGAUGUGCCAGACAGGUGACUGCUCAGGGGAAUUUACCGCUGCUCUUGAUCAAAACGUACCUUCAAGAAAGCAGCUUUUCAGGACUCAAGACAAAAACUGCCUUAUUUAAAGGUAGCUCAUAACUUUUUCUUUUUUUAAAAAUAAAAUCAAACAUAUGUAAUGGCUUUUGAACAACACCCUGGGAAACCAAACCUUCCCUACUUGUUGUCUGGAGUUGUAAGGUUUUCUCAGUUGCAGCAGUGUAUUAUACAUGUCUGAUAUAUUACAGGAGUUAAAACAAAUUGCACUUUUACCUUUGUGAAUUUCAUUAAUUUGUAUGUUCUGUUUCUUUAAAAUGGCCUCUUGAAUAAAGAUUGUAAGAGUUUGGUGAUCUAUGGGGUGGGGGGGCUACAAAGGGUUCAGUGUACAGCUAUGUCCUUGUCACAUGGAAUAAAGUACAAUUUAGAUGAAAAGUAAUAAAGAAUUUUCAACCUGAAUUCUGAAUGUAAUGACUGUUGUUUUUUGUU
This is a messenger RNA of Haplochromis burtoni (Burton's mouthbrooder), 5828 nucleotides long. It is a transcript of the gene ppp2r2aa, whose product is annotated as protein phosphatase 2, regulatory subunit B, alpha a. The record is from RefSeq and is a predicted model, not a curated record. The transcript has 8 exons. Bases 1131 to 2495 code for a protein of 454 amino acids. Gene Ontology annotation, biological process: peptidyl-serine dephosphorylation. Gene Ontology annotation, molecular function: protein phosphatase regulator activity; protein binding. Gene Ontology annotation, cellular component: protein phosphatase type 2A complex; cytosol. NCBI's taxonomy places the organism in Eukaryota, Metazoa, Chordata, Actinopteri, Cichliformes, Cichlidae.